Messenger RNA from Syngnathus typhle (broad-nosed pipefish), 3914 nucleotides. It is a transcript of the gene tdrd7b, whose product is annotated as tudor domain containing 7 b. The record is from RefSeq and is a predicted model, not a curated record. Lineage: Eukaryota; Metazoa; Chordata; Actinopteri; Syngnathiformes; Syngnathidae. Bases 166 to 3468 code for a protein of 1100 amino acids. Gene Ontology annotation, biological process: spermatogenesis. The transcript has 20 exons.
CGGAGGAGAGGUGGUGCCGUGUCCCGGUUGGAAGCCACACACACCGGCUUCCACAGCUCCAGACAGAUCCGGCCGCGCCGUUCCGUGGUGUGGUGACAAGCGCGUCAAGACAGCGCCUGUCAAACUUGGAACUUCUGAGAGGAAGGUGGAAACGCGUUCAAGACCAUGUCUGACGGAGAGCUGAUCAAGAAAAUGCUAAGGGUCAUCCUCCAAGCCAACAAGGGAGGACUAUCGCUGUCCCGCCUGCAGUCCGAGUACAAGGAGCUGACCGGUGAACAGAUUCCACAUAAGCAGAUGGGACACAACCAUCUGGACACUUUGCUGGCCAGCAUGCCCUCGGUCGUCCGCGUGGACCGCAGCCGCUCUGGAGAGUUGGUGUACUUUGCCUCUGCGGAUAAAGAGACGGCCCACGUUGCCAAGGUGAUGGCUCGCCAGCGCGGUUCCAAGAAAACCGGGCGGCCCCACGUGGUGAACACCCAGAUGAGGGUCAAGCCAACGGCCUUGCUUGUCUUCAACGCAAAACCUCAAACCUCCCUGAGGCAGCCGAGCCACCGCGGACGAAGCGGCGCCAGAGGAGGCGGCGGCGGCGGCGGCCGGGGCUCCGGACAUGGAGACCACAGACAAUCCCGGGAGGUGAAGGAUGGACAGUCGGAGGGCAGGUCCAAGAUGGCCAACCAGACCACACCCGGCAGGUCGGAAAGGAGGAUGACGCUCCCGUCACGCUUUCAGAAGGAGGUACAGGCUCACAUUUCCAGAAACACCCAACACACUUGUCAAACUUCCCAUUUGAAUGAGAAUUUGGACUCGGGCAAAAGCAAAGUGUACAACCCUCAGCAGGUCCAGAACUGCAUCAAGGACAUCCUGUCCCUGUACAGCAACGGUUUCUGGGUGUCCAAGCUGCCUCAGAUCUACAAAGAGCUCUACAAACAGGACCUGCCAAGCGAGGCCAUCCGAGACCUGGAGACCUGGAAGCACAUCUGCACCAUCGAGCGAACAUGCAGCAGUAACCCGUCUGAGCUGCUUCUCUACCCGGCCAAGGAGCGGACGAGCGGAUCCGUUCCUCCUUCAGCUUGUGUUUCUUCUUCCAGCUCCCCACCCGACAAGCCCUCGCAGUACCCCGACCAACGAUUAAAAGAAUCCGGCUCACAGCCUCCUUCGUCUUUGUCGUCCCCCAGCCCGCCCUCGUCGCCAGCUUCCCUUAGCCCCGAGCUGAAGCAGAAACUGGAGGAACUUCUGCUCAAAUAUUCCAGCGGGCUGUGGGCCCACGCGCUGCCGAAGCUCUUCCAGGACACUUAUAAAACCAAACUGCCUGCGCACGUCCUGGAUAACCUUCACCUCCUCUCCGACAUCUGCACCGUCGACUACCCGAUGCCCGACAACCCCAAGAGGGCCAUCUUGUAUCGGAGGAACACAGGAGGAGGAGACGAGAACUGUAACAGGAGAAGCUCGUCGGCCAGUGAGGAGGAGCAGAAAGUGAAGGCGAGACCGUGCGAGCGCUCGGUGCCUCCUCUGCAGAUCCCCAAAGAGGAAUAUCCCUCCGUGCUGGUGGUGGAAGCCACAAACACCAACAAAGUCGUUUUGAGGUACAUCGGUGAGAACUACUCGCAGGCUCAGGAGCGUUUGGAGGAUGAAAUGAGGGAAUUUUACAGCCCGGGCAAGUUGACGCUUCGCUCAGCGCCGCCGUCGGGCCAACUCGUAGCCGUCAAAACCGAGGAGGAGGAAGUUCUGAGAGCUCAGGUGUGCGAGCUCUUGGUGGAUAAGGUGAAGGUGUACUUUGUGGAUCAUGGUUUCUCCGAAGUGGUUAGCAAAGGCAAACUUUUCGAGCUGGACGAAAAGUUCUUGAAACUACCUUUCCAAGCCACCAAGAGCAAACUGGCAGGUCUGGAGCCCUUCAGUCAGGAGCCCGCUGUGCUGAAGACUUUGGAGGCCAUGGCGAGCGGCCGCAUCCUAUUGGCCGAAAUCCUGCAGAGGGGGCAGACCCCUUUGAUGGUCUUGUACGACACGUCGCAGGAUGACGACGUUAACAUCAACGCCGCCUGCAUGAAAGCUCUGCAGGACAAGAACCUCGUCAGUCCCUUGCAGGUUAACAGCGCUUAUAUGAAUGUGACCGUCACCAGCGUCUGCUCUGAUGGGACCAUCUACUGUCAGCUCCCCUCCAGAGGUCUGGCCAAACUCAACGAGAUCCUCGACAACAUCGAGACCUACUUCCACACGCAGGUAACGUCAGAGUUUCUGGUCUCCAGGCCAUUCUGCGGCAAAGGAUGCGUGGCUCGAUACAAAGGCAGAUGGGCCCGCGUGGAAAUCACAAAUCUGCACGGCAGCAGAGUGUUGGACAUCCUCUUCCUUGACGUGGGAGUCCAGGCUUCCGUAGAAGUCUUUGAGCUCAGGGAGAUUCCACACAAGUUCCUCCGUGACCUCGUGGCCAUCCCACCGCAGGCUGUCAAGUGCCGCCUGGCAGACCUUUCUGUCAGCGUAGGAUCCUGGAGUCCAGAUACUGUCCAGUGGCUUCGGGAGAAAGUUCUCAACACCACUGACUGCAGCAUGAAGGUGGCCAAGGUGGACAAAAGCAAACAGUGCGUCUACGUUCACCUCUUCACCGACAAGAACUUCCACGACCCAGCUUGUAGUCUCAACCACCGGAUGGCCCGCUCGGACCUGUUCAAAGAGCAACCUGAUGUCUAUCUGACCAGCCACAGUCCCAUCAAGAUCUCCACACUCGCCGCACCCAGCAAGAUUUCGAGCGAUGGCGACAUCACCAACGGCAGUCCUAAGUCGGUGGCAACCAAGACUUACCUCAGAAAAAUUCCGGCCGGACCCAAAGGACCUGCCGGCAGCCCACCUGGGGCUCAGUCAGGCCCUUCAUCCGCUUUCCAGCUGCCACCGUUGCUAACGCUGCCCCCUGCAGGGAACAAUAUGGACGUGUACGUAUCAGUGGCGUGCCAUCCGGGCCACUUUGUCCUCCAGCCCUGGAGGGAUAUGUACAAGCUGGUGGUGCUGAUGGGGGAGAUGAUCCUCUUUUACAACCAAACGGACGACAGACCUCUGAGCGUGCACAAGAAUCACAUCUACGCCGCCAAGGUGGAGAACAACUGGUACCGCGUUUUAGUGAAGGGCGUUCUCAGCAAUGGGCUGGUGUCCGUUUACGAGCUGGACUACGGAAAGCACGAGGUGGUCAGCUGCACGCAGCUGCGAGCUCUUCACAAGGAGUUCAGACAGCUGCCCUUCCAGGGAAUCACCGCUCAGCUAGCCGGAGUGAAGACGAGGCAGUGGUCCGAGGAAGCUUCCAUCGUCUUCAGAAACCACGUGGAGAAGAAGCCCCUCGUGGCCCAGCUGGAGGCCGCACAGGAGGCGGCAAACUCCUGGGACAGGAAGCUGAUCGUUUUCCUGGUGGACACCUCGCAGCAGGAUUGCGACAUCUGGGUGCACGACAUCAUGGCCGAGUUUGUGGACAAACUCCCCGAUGAAUAACACUGUGGACAAUCUCAGCUUUGCUCCUUGGUCUCCGACAAGAGCUGAGACAUUUUUCAAACAAUUCCCGGGACUGAAAAGAAUGGAAAUAAGAGACUGAAGGUUAAGUGGAGUAAAAUAUCGCCCCCCGGUGGCCGUUUUUGAGACUACAUCUAGAACUUGAUUGCGUGAGUGCAGUGCCGCGGAAAUAGUGUCAAACACGGCCGAGCUACGCCGUUUGAGUCGCGAUGGCAAUUAUUUGCACCCUUUCCAAAUAAUACGCAGAGAUCAUUAGAAAUUAACCAACGCAUGUCGGUUUCAAAUGAAUGCGCCACAUUCCAUUUAUUUUUUAAAUGCUGUUGAAAGCUCUGAGCUGCACUGUUGACUAAUUUAUUAUUGCCUGGAAUCUUGCAUUUUAUUUAACAAUAAGAUAUUGACUUGUGGAAUAAAGUCAAUGUGACAGAAAA